GGAUCUAGAGAUAGACAGAGAGAGUGUGAGAGAGAGUGAGCGAGAGAGAAAGAGAGAGAGAGAGAGACAGACAGACACACAGGGAGAGAAACAGAGAGCCCUUUCCUCGACCAGUGGCUCUCUUUCAUUGGCUCGGUGCACUGGACCGGCAAACAGGAAACACUACAACACCAUGCCUGUUUCUGUCGCUACAUCAAGUCUCUACCACUACCGCUGCUACUACCUCGCAUCAUCUUCACUAGAACCAGCCAGCACUCAGACAGCGGAUCAGAGAGAGAGAGAGCGAGGAGCCCCCUGAAAGACAGACUCGGCGGAGUAAAGAAACAAGAGACUGUGGAUGAGGCUGGACCAGGGUUACGACGCUACAGACUGAAGCCAAGCAGCCGCUGUGUUUCUGUUCCUGCUCCCAGCUGCUCCAUGCGAGAGGAGAAAAAGUGGAGCGGCGGAAAGACAGAACUGCUGUUCAGAGUCUGGAAGAGUCUGGAAGACGGAAAACAAAGCCCACGUAGCAACACCGCUCUGAAGUGGCUCAACAGAGACAUACUGACUGACUCUCAAGUGGCUCAAGAGUGACAUACUGACUGACUCUGAAGUGGCUCAAGAGAAACAUACUGACUGACUCUCAAGUGGCUCAAGAGAGACAUACUGACUGACUCUCAAGUGGCUCAAGAGAGACAUACCGGCGGACUCUCAAAGUGGCUCAAGAGAGACAUACCGACUGACUCUGAAGUGGCUCAAGAGAGACAUACCGACUGACUCUGAAGUGGCUCAAGAGAGACAUACUGACUGACUGACUGCUGCUCCAGUGGAUGCUCAAGACCACGUUGUGACGCUCCAAGACUCACUGACACGAGGGUUGGCUUCUCCCAACACACCUGACUGAAGGACUGACCCUCGGCUUGUGACCAGAGCAGUGGCUCAUGCUGACACCACACACCAGGACUUAAAGGGAGUUCUUCUCGACCUGUAGAACCUGUAGAACCUGUAGAACCUGUAGAAUUCUCUUUGACGUCUGACUGUCAGCGUAUGGAACACUGAAUGCCCCCCCCCCCUCCCCGUUAAAAGGACUUCGGUUCAGGUUCUGUAGCUCUACGGCCAGACUCUUGUAGAUGUAAGACUUCAUUGUUUUUGCUUCUCUUGAUUCUGACUGUUUGUCUGUGCGCUCAGUGGAAGACCCUCCCCCCCUCCAGCUCGUGCCUCAUGGCUUGCUACUACAUAGUCAUCAGUUCUACUCACCUCAGCAACGGCCACUUCAGGAACAUCAAGGGAGUUUUCCGCGGACCCCUCAGCAAAAAUGGCAACAAGAACUUGGACUACGCGGAGAAGGAGAGGACGGCGACCAUGGCCAAAGCCUUGGAGGACCUGAAGGCCAACUUCUACUGUGAUCUGUGUGACAAGCAGUACUACAAGCAUCAGGAGUUUGACAACCACAUUAACUCUUAUGACCAUGCUCACAAACAGAGGCUGAAGGAGCUGAAGCAGAGAGAGUUUGCCCGGAACGUGGCCUCUAAGACCAGGAAGGAUGCGCGGAAACAGGAGAGAGCACUCCGGAGGAUACAUGAGCUGGCCGAACAACGCAGAGAGGUCCAUUGCGCUCCAGGCAGUGGCCCCAAGUUCAAGUCCACUACGGUGGCAGUGGAGGGCAGUUUCAGAGACAGCUGUACCGAUGGACCUUCAGAGGAGUCCAACAACUCCACAGUUCUGGAGACAGGAACCCACAACCACACCAGCACCGGCACUGGCCUGGCCACCAACAGCAAGACCCAGAAAACACUAUACUGGCCUUACACGGGAAAGGCCAAGAAACAGACUUACAACAGGCACAAAAUAGCAUUCUCAUUCUCCUUCCCAAAGAAAGCAUCCAUGAAGCUGAAAUCUUCGGCCGCCGUGUUCUGUGACAACACAGAGGAGGGUUCCAAAGAAUGUGUCAGAAGACAGAAGCUCAGAAUGCCCCUUGUUGAGUUGAACAUUCUGGACUCUCCUACUGCAGAGGAAAAGGGACUGGGUCAUGGGACUGUGGAGGCUAUUGACACUCAGCCUGGUGAUCUCAGCCCAAACAGUGUUCGUUUUAGUGAGUGGAGCCAGAGGUCAUCAGAUGCACUAGCCAGGUCUGACAUCCCAAUGCGACCACAGUGCUCACAUUUGUGUUCUGUGCUAGUUAACUCUGAGGAUAUGGCCAGACCUUAUGUGUCCUCCAUCUCCCAAUUACCUGCAUUCCCAGGCAACCCAGACACAGUACUAGAUAGACUGAACUCUGAGGAAACUCAGAGAAACAGCCCAACAGAGGCCGAGCCGGAAACAAGCAAACUCCAACAAGAUCAUAAAAUAGAGGAGAGUGUCUGUGGGGAAGAGGACUCCUCCAUUAGCAGUUUCUCUUCUGAGGUCCUCUCCAGUUCUGAUGGUCCAACUGAGAACGGCUCCUCCUCUCAAUCAUCUCAGUGUCCUGGGACUGCGAGAGAGGAACAGAAAGGAGAAGACAUUACGGUGGUGGUGAAGACCCUGUCUUUCACCAAGCCCAGCCAGCCCUUCUUCUCUGUGCUCAGCAGAGAUGGAAACACUGUUCUCCAGUGGCCUACAGAGAUGUUGACCUUCACCAGGACAGAGCCCUGUCUCUCCUACAGCUGCAACCCCCUCCAUUUUGACUUUAGGGCCUCACAGCAAUGGCAGAGCAGGGCGAAGGUUAGUGUUGGUGACAGUCAGAGUAAUUUAUCUAUGGCUUUGUGUAUCAGCUCAACCUCUGUCUGCGCUGAGGAACCAACAAAUGUUGACAACAAGCACAACAACAAGGCCUGCUCUGGCCCAAACCAUCAGAGCCCUAUCAGAGACGGCAGGGAGGCAGUGAAGAGGAAGGAUUGUCUCAUAUGUGAGCACCACACGAGUGACACAGACACAGAAAGUUGCAGCUUGCGACUUAAGAGACACAGCAGUGGCGGAUAUAGUAGGCACUCAAAAGGCAGGACUCAAUCUGAGAAAAGAGCAGCAGGUGGCGAGAAAUGGAAAUCCAGAGACAGGCGCCAUUAUAGGAGCCACAAGAAGAAGGGGAGGAGGAAGAGGAGGGGGAUGAGAGGAGGCGGUGAGGAAGAAGAAGAGCACCACAGAGAGAGGGAGACGGAUAGAGGGUUGGAGAGCAAUACAGAGAAAUGCAACAAAUUUCAGAGACGGUCUGAGUGUUGGGAAGGACUUGAUAGCCAAUUUAGAGUCCCCACUUCACAGCAAGUGCAGCCAUUAGAGAAGUCAAAGCAAUCGGCUGAGGACAGCGGCUGCGCUGCUCCCUUUGCCCCGGAGGACAGGGAGACGGAGAGGGAGAGGGAGAGGGAGAGGGAGAGGGAGAGGGAGAGGGAGAGGGAGAGGGAGAGGGAGAGGGAGCGUGUGGUGGAGAGGGAGCGGGUUGUGGAGAGGGAGGAAGAGAGAAGAAGACAGGAAACAGCAGGCAGAGUAAACGGCUCAGCGGGCAGCCUCAGCCUCUCGGAUGAAAAGGUGUUUGGGAAGAGCGUCAGGAGAGACCCGGUCCAUCCAUCAACAGAACAGAGAAACACUGCAGGGCAUGGCUCAAAGAGCUCCCAGAGUCACAACGACACCCCUUGCCCUGAGAAACCUCCUGGGGUUGUUAGACAAAACCCAGGCAGAGUGAUGACUGUCACGGCACCAGAGAGCUUAGUCACUGUUACCCAAAAACUAAGCAUGGCCCUUUCACCCGAGAGGCUUGGUGAAGACUUGUGUGAGAGCAGGGCCCUGAAACGGAAAAGGACAGCAUCUAUGUCUCUGGCUGAUAAGGAGCAGGGCCUUGACCUCCAGGGUCCAUGCACUCAGUGUCAGCCAGCUGUAAUGGUAGAGCCCAGUGGGCCAGUCCUAUGUACCCAGUGUCAGUCAACUGUGGAAGAGUCCAAUAGGCCAGAUGGUUCAAUGGGUGAGGAGGGGUCUGCUUGGUCUUGCUGUGUUUCUUGUGGUGGGGAGGGGAGACAGAGGAAGAGACAGAGAGGGUCCAGUUAUACUCCUCACAUCUCAGACCCUCCUGUAGGUCACAAUGUUCUCAUCUCAGACCCUCCUGUAGGUCACAAUGUUCACAUGGCAGAACCUCCUGUAGGUCACAAUGUUCUCAUCUCAGAACCUCCUGUAGGUCACAAUGUUCUCAUCUCAGACCCUCCUGUAGGUCACAAUGAUCACAUCUCAGACCCUCCUGUAGGUCACAAUGUUCACAUGGCAAAACCUCCUCUGGAUGUACUGUCUGUUGACAGAUGUGAGCUGAACGUCCAGAGUGAGAAUCUAGUGAAUACAGCUGUGGAAUAUCUUGAGGUUAAAGGUCAACUUGCCAGCUGUAGUGCCUUGAGUCAGCCAGCUGUAGAGCACGACAGUAAGUCAAUGGGAGGUUCUCCUCGGCUCCAGAUUCAGAACAAUGUUCCCAGCAUGAAAGAAGAAUGUUCCUUCUCUCCCUCUCAAACUGGACCUGUAAGAGAUCCCCCAAAUCCCCCAGAAAUAAUCGGUGUUACUAAUGAAAACAAAAACAACACUGUUUGCCUCCCAAACUCUUCCACUGUUUCUCUCCCGAUCAUGGUACAUCAUAUAGGAAUGGGUAACAUAGGACAAGAUUGUAUAACAAGGAAAUCAGUGGCAGUGGCUGCCCAGGUCAGUCCACUGGGUGUGAGAGAGAUCAUCCCCCCGUCCAUCCCACAGAUGUUUCACAGACAGAAAACCAGUCAGCCCAGUCCCCAGAGCCACCCCACCCGCCAGGAGUGCCACAGCCCCCAGCAUACCCAGAUUCAGAGGUUUCAUCCUGAGGUUAGGGUUCAGGACGAGAGAGGGUUCAUGGAGAGCCUGAGACCUGGCGGUACUAACGUUACAGCUGGCCCCUACCACAAUCACCGACCGCCAUGUUUCCAUCCGCAGUACCUGUCUGACGGCAUGGAGAAACAGCACUGUCUCGUUCAGAUACAGACCCACAGACACGUCCUCCACCACCAUCAGCAACAUCAGGUGUUCCCUGGAAAGAUGAAGCAAGUUCUGUCUGGGUCUCCUGUCGCGGUGUCCACCUCCUGUCCUCCCAUGCUCCAUCCCGUCCACCUGUCUCCAUCCCCCAUGUCCCCCAUGUCCCCCAUGCCAACCAGGUCCAUCACUAUCCGACACACCAUUCUCCAUCACCAACAUCACCACCGUGCAGCCUUCCUCCCUGCUCACCCCCAACCAACUCUCUUACCCCAUGUUCUGCCUGUCCCAGUCAGCAGCCUGCCUAUUGGGGCAGAAAUGUGUCCCUCUGGCCCCUACCCACCUCCUUUUGUGACCUCACCACCACAACUCUCGGUAAUGGCCCGGCCCAGUUUACACCACCACCCAAUGGCGGUGACAUUCCACGCCAUGCCCCGUCCAGCCAUGUUCCCCUCCAUGCUGCAGCCACACCCACAUCCCACUGUCAUCCCUCUACAGCCCAUGUUUUGAUGACAUCACAUCCCACUGUCAUCCGGGCUAUAGUCCAUGUUUUGAUGACAUCACAUCCCACUGUCAUCCGGGCUACAGUCCAUGUUUUGAUGACAUCACAUCCAACUGUCAUCCGGGCUACAGCCCAUGUUUUGAUGACAUCACAUCCCACUGUCAUCCGGGCUACAGUCCAUCUUUUGAUGACAUCACAUCCCACUGUCAUCCCUCUACAUCCCAUGUUUUGAUGACAUCACAUCCCACUGUCAUCCGGGCUACAGUCCAUGUUUUGAUGACAUCACAUCCCACUGUCAUCCGGCUACAGUCCAUGUUUUGAUGACAUCACAUCCCACCGUCAUCCGUCUACAGUCCAUGUUUUGAUGACAUCACAUCCCACUGUCAUCCGGCUACAGUCCAUGUUUUGAUGACUUCACAUCCCACCGUCAUCCGUCUACAGUCCAUGUUUUGAUGACAUCACAUCCCACUUUCAUCUCAUUGCUGGACAUGUUUUGAUGACAUCAUCAUCUAACAUGCCACUGCAGGAAGUAUAGCUUUCAAUCUUCUUUUUUGUUGUCUUACUUACAACUAUUAUUUCAAAUGGGGGCGAAAGCAACAACAAACAAACAAAAAGUUACUGUCAAUUUCAUCUCGUACUUAAAGUAGUCUUUUCUUCACGUAACAUCCCGAAACCUGCUUUAACAAUGGAAAGGCUUCUGUAGUAGCCUAUUCAGAGUGAUAAGUGAUUUUCAUUCAUACAAUAUUAUCCAGAAAUAUUUCCUUUAGAGUGACAAUCAAGCAUAACUACAGAAUUAGAAUGUGUGCAAUACUAAAAAACCAGUUUGAAGCAGAUUAAUUAUUAGAGUGUCCUCUAGACUGUAUUUUUUUUUCUAGUGAAGUGCUUCAAUAGUCUACCUUUAAGGGCAUUACACGCAAUACUAGUUCAAUUAAACAUGAACAUAAGCACAGUCCGUUUUUUAGUGCAAACGGUACGUGUGGAAGAGUUUCACUCUACGUUUAUUUUGUUUCCUAAAGUAUGACAAUUCAUUCACAGAACACUCUAUUGUACAGCAUUCCCUCCGUAGUUUCAGACACAGCCCCCCCCCCCCCCUCCCCAAAAGUAAAGUAUGCAUUGAAAGAAUGGGUCUGAGCUGUGGCUGUCCUUAUAUGGACACGGUACGGCUACAUAUGUAAUGAGAUUUUUAUAGAUUAGAUAAAAAAAAAAAAUGUCAGUGUCUUUGUAAUGACAUAGCCCUGAUUGAUUCUGUACCUAAAUCUGCUUACCAAGUGGUCGCAAAUGCUUCCCCAUAGGCCUUCUCCAUGUAAUUGUAAUACAGUAGAUGAUGAAAACUGUUCUACCGUUCUGCAACUAAUUCAACUUGAUUUAAAAAAAUCAAAUUUAAAAAAAAUGUUGUACAUUGGUUGUAAAUUAGCCAUAUUUAUAAUUCACUUGCAGGAUUUAUUGUAAGAUAUAAUUCUGAUUUUUAUAGUGCAAGUUACCCCUUUAUGUAUUAUCAUCAUUAUUUAGAUACAACUGUGUUUUUACUUACGUUUUGUCAACAGAAUGAUGUUGAGGUAAAAAUAAAUAAUAAAAUGUACAAAAGAUUUAAUAAAAAUAAAAAAUAUUCC
Molecule: messenger RNA, 7032 nt
Organism: Oncorhynchus kisutch (coho salmon)
Lineage: Eukaryota; Metazoa; Chordata; Actinopteri; Salmoniformes; Salmonidae
Product: zinc finger protein 804A
Exons: 4
Coding region: 1201-5430 (1409 amino acids)
Cellular component (GO): nucleus
Source: RefSeq, a predicted model, not a curated record